AUGAUACCCGGAAUAACCAACUGGGAUGAUCUAGGUUUCUCUUUUGAGGAAGUAGAUCAUGUGUCUAAUAAAUUCCAGUACACAUCAUUUGGUCUCGUCGACGACAACGACACCUUCUAUUAUGGCCAGCUAGGCGCCCGCAAGACGGAAAUAUCGCUCGAAGGAAUCAUGGCUGCUCUCAAUUCUAUCCCGGACAACACCAUACUAUCCCCAUGGUCCUUGUCAGAGGCAAAACUUCGCAAAGCACCAGAAACACUACCUACAAAAGUUUACAUCAAACGCCCGGCACUAGAACAAUACAGCAUGCUUAAGAAGCGAGGGAUUGAGAAACAGCUAUCCAACGCACUCGUAGCAGAGGCGCAAGUGUUAGAAGAGCUAUCACAACAUCCACACCCAAACAUGAUCCGCUACCACGGCUGUCGGACCCAUCUUCAAGAUGGGCACGACACAAUCGACAUACCCGUUUUUAUGGCCGCGCUCGAGGCUGUGAUCCGCCACCUACAUAUGCUUGGUUGGGCGCAUAAUGAUCUUACUCCAACCAAUAUUCUAGUUAGCGAGGCCGACAUGCCGGUAUUGAUUGACUUUGAGGGAUGUCAGAAGCUUGGUACGAAGUUGAAAUAUAUUCGGGGGACCGAAGAUUGGAUUGAAGGGGAGAUCGGGGACCAUACCACGUCGGAGGUGCAGCAUGAUACCUUUGCGCUUGAAAAGGUUCGGGCUUGGCUCGAGGAUCCAGGUUCGCAUGAGUGCGUUUUGUCUGCUAGCUCUCAAUUAUCACCUUAG
Molecule: messenger RNA, 780 nt
Organism: Penicillium nucicola
Lineage: Eukaryota; Fungi; Ascomycota; Eurotiomycetes; Eurotiales; Aspergillaceae
Exons: 2
Coding region: 1-780 (259 amino acids)
Biological process (GO): protein phosphorylation
Molecular function (GO): ATP binding; protein kinase activity
Source: RefSeq, a predicted model, not a curated record